Chlamydomonas reinhardtii is the source of this 4482-nucleotide messenger RNA. RefSeq lists its product as uncharacterized. Lineage: Eukaryota; Viridiplantae; Chlorophyta; Chlorophyceae; Chlamydomonadales; Chlamydomonadaceae. The transcript is spliced from 15 exons. The record is from RefSeq and is a predicted model, not a curated record. Gene Ontology annotation, molecular function: mRNA binding; RNA cap binding. Gene Ontology annotation, cellular component: nucleus; nuclear cap binding complex. The coding region runs from base 289 to 3879 and encodes 1196 amino acids. Gene Ontology annotation, biological process: mRNA export from nucleus; nuclear-transcribed mRNA catabolic process, nonsense-mediated decay.
UUUCCAAAGAAUCCAUUUAGCACUUAAUGAAGCCAGCUGCGAACGUCAAGAACAAACUGCAAUUGGAACCAACGCCUGUGGAAGUGGAGGCGGCGACUAGAGAAAGAUCGCAUCUUGUUUGUAGGCUAGGGCCAGGGAAUCGAGCGGUCAUAAAACCAUGACCACGUUCAUUUAACGCUUAUAAAAGUUAUCAACAAUAAACGCCCGGAAGGUGUCCGCCCGUGCACUUGGCGCCCUUGGAGCAUUUAGCUUGCUUGGCGCGGGCUUGACGCCAGCGGAGUGAGCAUUAUGGGAGACCGCCAGAACAGAGGAGGAGGUGGGGGCCACCGUGGCCACCGCGGCGGCGGCGGGGGAGGGCACCAUGGCGGGGGGGACGGCGGGGGCUAUCGGGGCGGCGGUCGCGGCGGCCGCGGCCACUGGCACGGCGACGGCGGCGGUGGCCGCGGCGGCGGCCGCGGGAGCUACGGCCGUGGCGGUGGCGGCGGCGGCUAUCACGGCGGGGGUGCGGGCGACGGCGGCGGCGGGCGCGGCGGUGGCGGGGGCGGCGCCAGCUACCAGCGCAGCUACAUUGGCGCGGGCGGCAAGCGCGGGCGCGACGAGGGCGCGGAGGGUCCGCCCAAGCUGAGUCCGCAGCACGUGCUGGUGGCCAAGCUGCUGGGCGUGUGCGACCGCAACACGGGCUCCGCCCGCGACGAGUGGAGUGACGAGCGCUUCUUCGACGACCUGCUCAAGAGCUGCCGCCGCGACCUGGAGCACGGCGGCGACCACGUGGCGGCGCUGCUGGUGGAGGCGGCGGUGGAGGUCAGCUUCAAGACGCAGCACUACGCGCUGGUGCUGGGCAUCCUCAACACCGAGCGCGCCGACUUCAGCCGCCGCGUGGUGCUGUCGCUCAUCGACGGCCUGAACGCCACUCUGGAGGCCGCGCCCCAGCCCGACACGCCCGGCCAGCCGCGCCCCUUCCGCGCCAAGCAGCUCCUGCGCUUCCUGGCCGCCCUGCACGCCGUCAACGUCGUACCAGCCGCAUGGCUGCUCACAGCACUCAACUCGGUCGUGGACGCCGCGUCGGCGGCGCUGGCGCGCGCCGCCGCCGCCGCGGAGGCGGAGGCCGCCGGCGCCGAAGGCGACGGCGGCGGCGGAGCCGCCGCCGGCCUGGCGGCCGGCGGCGCGCUGCUGCGCGGCGGCGCGGUUCAGCCGUGGAGCGACUUCCUGGUGGGGAGCGUGCUUCUGGCGCUGGUGUGGUGCGGGCGCGACCUGGCGGCGGCGGAGACGGUGGUGCCGGCGGAGGGCGAGGGCGGUGGCGGCGAGCUGAGCCUGGCUGCGCUGAUGGCCAAGCUGGAGGGGUACAUGGGGGCGCGGCCGGUGGCGGAGGACGAGGCGCUGAGGCCGCUGCUGGCGGCCAGGAGCGAGGAGGACCUGGCCGCCAAGAGCGACAGCGGCGGCGCCUCCUUCGUGACGGAGCUGUGGGACGCGGUGACGGAGUGCGCCGGCAACGCGUGGGAGGUGGCGGUGCUGCCCAAUCCGCACCUGGCCUACCUGGAGAAGCUGGCGGCGGGCGACUCGCUGGCCGACCUGCCGCCGCUGCUGGUCAGCGCAUGGCCGCCGGGCGUGGACCCGUCGCUGCCUGCCGCCGUGGCCGCGGCCCGCGUGCGGCGCCUGUUCCCGCCGCGCGGCGGGCUGCGGCUGCUGAGCCGCGAGUACCUGGAGGGCGAGCUGCCGGCCAUCGAGCGGGUGGUGGUGAUGGAGUACGUGCUGGACACGCUGGCGGCACUCAGCAGCGACAGGACCGCCUGUGUGCUGACGCUGUCGGGCGCGCUGCCUCACCACCUGGCGGCGGUGUUCGGGUCGGAGCGCUCCACCGUGCGCAACUUCGUGGCGGAGGCGCUGUUCGGCCAGAUGCUGCGGCUGCCGGGGCCAGCGCUAUCGCACGCCGCAUACUGCACCCUGCUGGUGGACCUGUGCAAGGUCCCGCACUUCCAGUUCGCGCGCGCGCUGUCCUCCUGCGUGCGCGAGCUGUUCUCCUGCAUGCCGCUGCUGGACCCCGAGCUGGCGGGUCGCCUGGCCUCCUGGCUGGCGUACCACCUGUCCUCCUUCUCCUACCAGUGGCCCUGGGACCGCUGGCAGGCCGUCACCGACAGGCCGCCGCACGACCCGCAGAGGGCCUUCUGCGCGGCGCUGCUGGCGAGGCUGCUGCGCCUGGCGGACUACCCCAUCGUGUUCAAGUCGCUGCCGCCCUACUUCCAGGCGCUGCUGGGGCCGCCCGCCGCCGAGGUGGCGCCGCCGCUGCCCGGCAACAUGGACCAGCACAUGCCGCACAGCCACAGGCGGCCAGGAGCAGGAGGGGCGGCAGGAGGAGGUGGCGCGGGGCAGCAGCAGCAGCAGCAGCAGCAGCAGCGGGGUCGCGGCGGGCGCGGGGGCGGUGAUGCGGACAUGCCGGACCUGCUGGAGGAGGCGGAGGACCGGGAGCAGGCGAUGCAGGUGGACGACAAGGAGGGCGGCGCGGCCGGCGGCGGCGGCGGCGGCGGUGCGGAGGGUGGCGAGGAGGGCGCGGUGGUGCCGCCGGCGCCGUGGGCGGGCGACGCCGUGGCGGAGUGUGCGGCGGCGCUGGUGACGUGGUGCCGCAAGCAGAGCGCCUCGGUGCAGCAGGCCACCAAGAGCCGCUCGCUGCGGCCGGAGCAGGUGUCUGCGCUGUGGUCCUCCAAGGCGCUGGACUGGGUCCACGACCACACGCGCGAGCUGGCGGACACACACGGGCCCCUGGCGCCGGCGCAGGUGGUGUCCACGCUGCUGCUGGCCAUGGGCGCCAAGUCGCCCAGCCACCUACACGUGGCCGUGGAGCGAUACGCCGAGGCGGUGCGGGCGGUGCUGGCGGAGGCGGACGGCGACGCGGCGGCGCUGGGCGCGCUGCCGCCGGGCAGCUGGCGCGGCGCGGCGGCGGCACUGGGCGCCAGUCCGGGCCAGGUGGCCAUGCUGGAGGUGCUGUGGCGCUACCACGCCUGCGAGCCUCAGCGGCUGCUGCUGGUGACGGACCGGCUGCUUGCGCUGCACGUGCUGGACGGCCCCGCGCUGGUGGCGGCGCUGUUCGCAGACCUGGAGGCGCCGGCCGGGAGGAGGCAGGCGGCAGCGGGCGGGAGGAGCAGCGGCGGCAGGAGGCUGCUGCGGAUAGGAGGAGGCGGCGGCGAGGGAGAGGAGGGGGCGGAGGGAGAGGAGAUGGAGCAGCAGGAGCGGGAGGAGGAGGAGGGCGACGGCGAGGCGGGGGCGAAGGAGGCGGAGGGCGACGGCGAGCCGCACUGCCCGCUAAGCCGCGCGGACGACCCGGUGCGCUGCGCGGGUUGCUGGGAGGUGCUGUUCCACGGGCUGGACCGGCUGGUGGCGGCGCCGGCGGAGCUGCCCAGCGAGGUGGCGGACUGGGAGAAGAAGCUGGGGCAGCUGCAGGCUCUGCACGCGGGUGUGGUGGCCAGCGCGGCCCAGGGCGCGCCCGGCCUGGCGGCCCGCGAGCGCGACGUGGCGGCUCAGGUGGACGCGGCGGCGCGCUGCCUGGGCGCGGUGCGGCUGAGGCUGGAGCGCAGCAGCGCCGCGGCGCACGAUGCACUGCUGCUGAUGUACCUGGGCUUCAUCCGGCUGCUCAACCGCGCCGCCGCCGACGCCGAGUCCGCCGGCGGCGCCAUGGACGAGCCCGGCGGCGGCCGCGCAGAGGCGGCGUCCUCGCUGCUGGCCGCCUGGCUGCGCUCGGCGCUGCUGCGCUACGCCGAGCCCAGCGCGGCGCUGGUCAGCAGCGGGCGGCUGCGGGAGGAGGCGGCGGCGCACGAGGCGGCGCUGGGCGGACCCGUGCCCGAGGCCUUCAGCGGCGCGGUGGCGGCGCAGCUGGGGCUGAGGCUGUGAGGCUGGCAGGGGUGGGAAGGGAUGGGGAGGAGCGGAGGGGUGGGGGUGCGGGGAUGUGGGGUUGAGGGUGAGGUGGGCGGGGGCGGGGGCGGGGGUGGGGCCGGGAUUGGGGGCGGGGGGCUGUAAAUACCAGCCCAAGCUAAAGUGGGGGGCAGGGCGUAGGAAUGCGGAAAUGGGUAGACGGUAAUGCGGCUGCAUGUGGACGUGGUUAGGGCACGACACAUGCGCGAAGAGGGAGAGUUGAGAUGGCGGUCGUGAAAUGAUGACGGCGGCUGGAGCCCGGGGGGCGGGGCCACCAGGACGUGUACGUCGUUGCGGUGCGCAUUUCCUGUAACACCGAGUCGCGAGAAUGUCUUUGUGUUUGUUGUGUUUCUUGCGUGUAUGGGGCAGUGGAUGGAGCCAGGUGUGCCUCGUGGCCUCGUGUUCACGCAACUUAUGCGCUGGGGUCCUGCCGCACCGGCUGUAGGCGCUGUAGUUCUACACCACAUUCGGUACAUCACCCUGCGGUGAACGCCCUGGGGCAUCUAGAUGUGUCUUUUGACGACUGUCCUACUACACCGGCCUUGCCACGGCCUUCAAACGACCGACCUGUUGCCCCGCACG